This is a messenger RNA of Rattus rattus (black rat), 246 nucleotides long. RefSeq names its product 40S ribosomal protein S27-like. Lineage: Eukaryota; Metazoa; Chordata; Mammalia; Rodentia; Muridae. Gene Ontology annotation, biological process: ribosomal small subunit assembly; translation. Gene Ontology annotation, cellular component: ribosome; cytosolic small ribosomal subunit. The transcript has a single exon. Bases 1 to 246 code for a protein of 81 amino acids. Gene Ontology annotation, molecular function: structural constituent of ribosome; RNA binding. The record is from RefSeq and is a predicted model, not a curated record.
AUGCCUUUUGCAAAGGAUCUCCUUCAUCCCUCUCCAGAAGAGGAGAAGAGGAAACACAAGAAAAAGUGCCUGGUGCAGAGCCCCAAUUCCUACUUUAUGGAUGUGAAAUGCCCAGGAUGCUAUAAAAUCACCACGGUCUUUAGCCAUGCACAACUGGUAGUCUUGUGUGUUGGCUGCGCCACUGUACUCUGUCAGUCUACAGGUGGAAAAGCAAGGCUAACUUCCUUCAGGAGGAAGCAGCACUGA